AUGAAGGCAUCAGGAGUACAAACUAAGAUCCACUACAGAGGUACCAAGACUGAUGAGGAUUUCGUUAUCUUCGUAGACUCUGAGGAGGAUCUUAAGAAGUGGAAGGGAGAUAAGAGCACACCUCUGGCACAAGUCGUUGGUUCCUUCAAGGUCUUCGUUACACACAAACACGGAGCUCAAGGAACUCAUGAUGAGGCUUCAGAGUCUCAAUUAGAGAAUGAGUUUGGUACCAAGGUUGACGAUGAGGUUAUCAAGAUUAUUCUGGAAAAGGGCGAGCCACAACAUGCUGCUUCAAUGGAGAAGACCGGUGCCAAGAACGAUAGUAUGGGUUCAAUGAGUGCUCACUAG
This is a messenger RNA of Sclerotinia borealis F-4128, 348 nucleotides long. The record is from the annotation of a GenBank genome assembly. Lineage: Eukaryota; Fungi; Ascomycota; Leotiomycetes; Helotiales; Sclerotiniaceae.